Molecule: messenger RNA, 2457 nt
Organism: Echinococcus granulosus
Lineage: Eukaryota; Metazoa; Platyhelminthes; Cestoda; Cyclophyllidea; Taeniidae
Product: Axin-1
Exons: 8
Coding region: 1-2457 (818 amino acids)
Biological process (GO): negative regulation of canonical Wnt signaling pathway
Source: RefSeq, a predicted model, not a curated record
AUGGAUUCUCAUCAUCCAUUAAGUCACCAGUUCGAUACACUUUUGAAUGACUCAGAGGGCGUCCGACAAUUCCACAAAUUUCUUUCGUCAUCUUUUUCGUCUGGUCAUCUGUUAGACUUUUGGUUUGCUUGUAAGGGAUUCCGUUCAAUCGUAGAUGGUGAUGAUCAACUCAAACUCCUCCAAGUUGCAAAGGCCAUUUAUCGGACUUACAUUAAAACUGAUGCGGCUUUAUCUGUUCCUGUAAAUGAUUCAACGAAACGAGAAAUCCGUUCCACUCUGAGUGCGUUUUCUCAAUCAUAUCACAAUUCGAUAAGCGGAGACAAGUGCUCUCCAGUCCUGCGCUCACUUUUCGAUGCUGCUCAAGCGGAUAUACAGAAUCUCCUCGCGCGCAGUUACUUCUUGGAAUUCCUACAGUCCGACUCCUUCAGAAUGAUUCAUCAGUCCCUUUCGGUGUUAGAAUGUAAUGCUGCUCUUCCAGGAAAAUCAAAUCAUGGAUGUUGUGAUCAGUCAGACAAUGCCAAACGAGGGAAUUUUUUCAACGGUAAUCCACAACAGCCCACGGCACAAUCGGGUAGCGGGGAAGGCGUCUCUCUUCCUGCAGCAGACCCCACUGACCUGAACCCAGCAUCGUGUAUCAUGGAACAAUGCGAUGCUGGAGGCGGUGGACCUAUCACGCAUACCAAAGCCUCAGCCGGUGGCACUACUUCCUCUGACAAGAGCCGACGCACUACUGCGGAGUCUGGGGGCGCUCGAGAAAUGGUAACGGCUUCUGAACUCAUCGCCUACAUGAGCCCUACUGGGGCUGGCAAUGCUGCUGCCAGUAGUGGUGCUGAUCAUAGUCUCCCUGGUGCUCCUCCCUCAUCCAAACCUCCUCCACCUACAACAGCGGCGCCUGUCAUCGAGACUACAACCCGCAAACCUGGCACAAACCUUGCUGAGGUUGACCCCAGCGCCUUUGCACAGACCCUGAGUCAUCGACUUGAAAAGGUCAAGGAGUCUCGUGGAAAAAUGGAGCGCCUUCUCUCUCGCAUGCAACCGUUUGAUCCAGAAGAGGCUGGAGGUGAGGACGCGGAGCUAGCCUCAAUCCACGCUGAGGUCAACAAACCGCCCUCUCCACCGCUUCCAACUCGUUCCACUCGCCUCUCCUCGAUUUCUCGUCGCGCUACCUCGGCUGCAAGCGGUGAUCUGCUGCGCAAGAAACUCUCCGCUCUCCUGCCCCCAUCCGGUUCGGGUGUGGCUGUGCCCUCUGCGGACGACGCACAGGUCAUUCUGGAGGAUCACUGUUCGCGCAUCUGGACGGACGAACGACGCGGCCAGCCGCUCAACGUCUGUCGUAAAAGCGGUCGUCGUUCCGAUGUCUACUCCAUUUCCUCCUUCGACAGUGGUGUGGGCACUUGUGGUGGCGGUGGUGGUGGCUUGAACAGCUCCGACUCGGAGUCCUGCGUUAGCCGUGGUGGCGCCUUUCACCAUCACCAUCAUCAACAGCAGCACUGCAGAUGGAAUUAUGCACCACCUCCACCACUUCCGAUGUGCUCCUUCUGUCGACGCACGCCCUCCAUGAGCUCAACCCCUGGAGCUCAUCGCAAGGAAGUUGUGAGCAGUAGCAGCAACUACCGGUGGGGUAUGCAGUACCAACGGAUGCAGCAGUACCUCCACAGUCACAGCCAUCACUACAAUUUGGAGGAGGGCGACUGCUGCGGUGGUGGAAGGGCCUUGCGAAGCAGGAGCUUGACAUCCGACUCGCCCAGUGUAUUUGAUUCAGGCCUCUCCUCCACGUAUGAUCACUUACCUCCGCCUCGUCGAUCUAGACACGAUGAGCACAAGCUGGUGGCACAAGCUGUCGACGAUGCUACGCCGACGUUUGGCGGACGUAUGACGCCUCUGCCGGAUGAACUGAAUCGCUUGUUGGGUGACUGUGACGCUGAGAGAAAUGCCACUCCUGCUGCCCUCACAACCAAUCUCGAUCUCCUCAACUCCAAUUACCGUCCCCCUCAGCCACCUCCUGCCAGAUCGGAUAGGCAAAAGUUUGCUCAGCAGAGCGGCGGAGCUGCUGCGACAACGACGCGAUGCACGGAUAGCGCGCUGAUCAAGAGGGCACCGGGCUUCUCCGCACUCCCGCCACCGUCCAAUCAACAGGCACAGCAGCCACAGGCCUCUGCGACAACCGCCUUCAGUUUGGUGGUGGGCUACUACCUCUGUGAUGACCCCGUGCCCUACCGCACCGUCUGGACCGGUCCUCUCACCUCUGACGCCACCGCUACUUCCAACAACCCUCCUUCCAUCACCCUGGGACAGUUCAAACAAUUAGUCGCCAAGAGAGGGGUCUAUCGGUACUUUUUCAAGACGGCUAGUGACGAUUUUGGCACAGGCUGCGUGCACGAAGAGGUGGGCGAUGACAACGCAAUUCUGCCGCUGUGGGAGGGGAAGGUGAUUGCUCGUGUCGAACGCGCUGAUUGA